CAGCAGCAGCGGCAGCCUCAGCAGCAGCCGCUGCUUCAGCUUCAUCAGCUGCAGAAGCAGAAGCAGAGGCAGCAAUUCAUCGACAGCCUGGAGAACAACUAAGCAGCACGCAUCUUGAAGAGGCGAGAGGCGCUCCAUGCGAGGGGGAAGAUGGGGAAAUGGCACUUGCAGUUGACCAAAUGUAAGGAUCAAGAAAUCAAGCGAGAUCUUCACUUAUGACACAAACCCGGGUUUAUGCAUCAAUAGGAACUUUUUAAAGAGCAAAAAGAGUACUCCUACCUGCUCCGAAAGAAACAUGGAUGUAUCUUCGUCUUCUCUCCAGUACGGAUCAAAAAAGCGGGUUAAAAUUCACCCAAAUACAGUGACAGUGAAAUAUGCCACUCACUUUCCCCAGCCUGGCGAUGAAGGGUAUGAUGAUGCACCCUCUUUUGAGGAAUUUGGCGCCUUCGCAGAAGCUAAUACGGAGAAGAGACUGGUGUCGGACAGCAAAGGUGGCAGGACUUUCUUUGGAACCAUGGAGACCCAGCCUAAGCAGCCAGGCGUGCAAAGAGACAAAGGGGUCGGAGGCCAGCUGGCUAGCUUUGGCGAGGCAAAUGUGUUGGCCUCCAGGGUGACCUGGAUGGCCUUGUUUGGGGCCGCGGUGGCUCACGGUUGUGUGGCACUGAUUACCCGUUUAGCAGCCGACCGCUCUAAGGUGCCCUCCCUCGAGCUGCUCUUUAUUCGCUCUGUGAUCCAAGUGCUGUCCAUCCUGGUAGUCUUCUACUACCACGAGGCCCCCUUUGGCCCUAAGGGCUACCGUCUGCGUCUCUUCUUCUACGGCGUCUGCAACGUAAUCUCUAUCACCUGCGCCUACACCUCUUUUGCUAUAGUACCACCCAGUAAUGGCACCAUCAUGUGGCGUGCCUCUACCACAGUCUUCAGUGCAAUACUGGCCUUCCUGCUCCUGGAUGAGAGGCUGGGCUACACAGAUGUGGUCACAGUGGUGGGAAGCGUGUUUGGUCUGUGCCUGGUCAUGGUGCCAAACGUAGCAGACGAGGAGAAGUCCAGGCUGGGCUUUUGGAAGGAGGCCUUUGGCUACACAAUGACAGUGACGGCCGGUUUGACAGCUGCCCUCUCCAUGAUCGUCUACAGAGCCAUUAAGGAGCGCGUCAGCAUGUGGACGGCGCUCUUUACCUUCGGCUGGACGGGCACAGUGUGGGGUGCCUCCACCAUGUUUAUCAUGCAGGAGCCCAUCAUUCCUCUAGAUGGGGAGACCUGGGGCUAUUUAAUUGGGAUCUGUAUCUGCUCCACCGUGGCAUUCCUCGGAGUAUACUAUGCUCUAAACAAAUUCCAUCCAGCCUUAGUUAGCACCGUGCAGCACCUAGAGAUCGUGGUUGCCAUGUUCCUCCAGCUCAUUGUUCUGAGGAUGAUCCCGUCCGUCUACGACGUCAUUGGGGGCCUGGUCAUCAUGAUCAGUGUGUUCACCCUAACAGGAGUCAAGCUGUACAGGGUGAGCAGGGCCAUUCGGCAGGAUUAUCAAGAGAUCCUAGACUCACCCAUCAAAUGAGUUUAGAAAAUGUCAGUCUAUUUGUUUACAAUGUUGCUUGGUUGUGCAAUUUAAAGAAUGUCUGAUGAUUUUGUAUUGUUGUGUUGUUCGAAGAGUGCCAGUUGUGUAACUAAUGUCUCAAUAUUUGUGUGUGAAAUAAAAGACAAACGUAAUAUGGUGACUGUUUCCCCAUGAUAAUACUGCUUUAAUGUCAAAUUGUAUUACAGACCAAAAUGUCAGCAAAAAAAACCCCUAAAAAAAACAAGAGUCCGUUUAACUUUUGUGAUUUAUUUCGCUCCAAGAUUUGAAUCUGGUCUUGUGAGUGGCAGUGUAAGAAGAUCAGUUUAAUGAUAUGCAUCUUUCGUAAUCAUGACAUCAGCAAGGUGUGUCGUAUCCCUCUCUUGUCACACUGCCACACUUGUCACAAUGUGUAAAUGUCAGCCCAGAAAUCAUUCAUAUUACAUACAAGGAAUGAAAGAAUAAAAACAAAUACCACCCACCUUUCUUAAAAUAACUGGUAUUGAUUUUCUAAGCCUUAAUCUGUUUCUUGCCAAGAUCUGUUGCUUGCCUCUAUAUUCUCCAUGUUUUUCCAUGAACAUGGCAGGAUAUAGAGGCCUGCCAAAUACAUUGUAAGUUAUAUGGUUCUUAUUCAAUUUACAAGUACACCCUUCAAGUCUCUGGGGGAUCAAAAAUGAUUUUGUGCACAGGAAAAGAAGCAAUCUGUAUUAUUACAUAUACUAUUUUCUCCCAUCAACAUUAUGUGCACAAACUCCUUUCAUUAUGUUCUGGCCCCAGCAGCUGGUUUAUACUUAACGCUAGUGAUUACAUCCCGGGACACUGCUUCUGUUUACUUUCAGACGUGUAUCAAACUAAUGCCCAGAGGCAGGUGCGCUGUAUUGAAUUAAAGUCCCCCUUAACAACAUGAGACCAUCUGCUUUUUCUGUGGUGGACAGUUCCUUUCUCUGUGGCCGAUGCAGUCAGUCUUUCUGUGAUUCCCCAGGGGGCAAAGCAACAGUGAUGGAAUGAAAUAAGGACAUAAUGAUGUUGCAGAGUGGAUGGAAGAGGACAUGUUGCAUGUUCAAAACUGACACAGCAUGUAUGUUUCACUAACAGCCCAGCAGGUGGCAUUCACAAACCAUGUCAUCAUCACUCCGACAGCGGAAUUAGCAGAAGUAACACUUUCUCACAGUAAAUAAUGAAGGUAAUUAUUGCUAUAUCAAGUGCUUAGCAGUUUUCAGCUGAGUAUAUCUUUUUUCAUCAAAACAAUUGUAACACAUGAUAUAACACACUUCAUCCAAACAGCCUAGUUAUUUGACAGCGUUAUGGCUGAUUUUUCUACUCACAGCAUAGCAUCUGAUGAACUAUUAUACAUUUAUGACACAGUGUUGAAUAUGUAACAUAUUUACACGGAAACAGGAAGUAAUCAGUCUUGUGGUUAUAACCACAUGUGACAGGUGUUUCUGAAAUCAAAUUAUCCUGUGUAACGAAAAUCUACUAUCACUGAUGUCACAGUAAAUUAAAAUGGUCUGUAAAAUACAAGCUCCAUUCAUUUACAACCAAAAGGUGAACAAUCACCAUCAUAAACCAAUAAUAAUGUCAAAUUGGUGUUUACUUUAAAAAUACAGUCUGUCUGUUAUGUCACG
Molecule: messenger RNA, 3168 nt
Organism: Seriola dumerili (greater amberjack)
Lineage: Eukaryota; Metazoa; Chordata; Actinopteri; Carangiformes; Carangidae
Gene: slc35g2b
Product: solute carrier family 35 member G2-like
Exons: 2
Coding region: 296-1546 (416 amino acids)
Cellular component (GO): membrane
Source: RefSeq, a predicted model, not a curated record